Messenger RNA from Fomitopsis serialis, 1875 nucleotides. Its product is annotated as gamma-glutamyltranspeptidase. Lineage: Eukaryota; Fungi; Basidiomycota; Agaricomycetes; Polyporales; Fomitopsidaceae. The transcript is spliced from 12 exons. Gene Ontology annotation, molecular function: glutathione gamma-glutamate hydrolase. Gene Ontology annotation, biological process: glutathione catabolic process. Bases 1 to 1875 code for a protein of 624 amino acids. The record is from RefSeq and is a predicted model, not a curated record. Gene Ontology annotation, cellular component: fungal-type vacuole; plasma membrane.
AUGGGCAAGCACGGCGCGCUCCUGGCAGAUGACGUGCAAGACGGCGGGAUCAUUCCCCUCCAUCGUCCGGUUGUCUAUCAACGGGAUCGGGUACGCAGAAGCAAGGUUGUAGUAGCGAUCACGGUCUUCGCACUAGCCCUGCUCUUCGUCGCCCGGGACGCUGUCGCGCCAUCUUGCCGUUUUUCCCAUACUCAUCUCAUACACAAGCCCGGUAGCAUCAGACGUCCUGUGCCCUCCGGAACACGCAACGAGGCCUACAUCGUAGAAGCGACGCACGGCGCGGUAGCGAGCGAGAACGAAGUAUGCUCGGACAUCGGAGUGGACAUCCUGAAGCAGGGAGGAAACGCAGUGGAUGCUGCCGUUAGUACGACGCUAUGUAUCGGGGUGCUCAAUAUGUUCUCGUCUGGCAUCGGAGGAGGAGGGUUCAUGACUGUGCGUGUACCCCCAUCGUCACCUAACGCUUCCUCGGAGGUGCACACGAUCGACUUCCGCGAGAUGGCGCCCGCAGCUUCCAAUAACACAAUGUUCGUUGAGGAACCCAUGAAGGCGCUGUUCGGUGGUAUGUCAGUAGGGGUGCCUGGCGAGUUGCGCGGUCUGGAGGAGGCUCAUAAGCGAUGGGGGAGUCUGCCAUGGAGGACUCUCGUGCAGCCAAGCGUCGAACUCGCGCGGGGUUGGAGGAUGCAGCGGGAACUCUCCGAGAGGAUCCGUUUUGAGUUCUUCAAGCCACUAAUGCUGAAGGAUCCUGAUUGGAGCGCUGUCUUUGCGCCUGAGGGACAGUUACUCAAGGAGGGCGAAAUCGUUCGACGCACGAACCUGUCGCGCACUCUGGCAGUCGUCGCAGAACAGGGUGCAGAUGCGUUGUAUAAGGGCCCUAUUGCCGACUCGCUCAUCAAGAAGAUUCGCGCUACAGGAGGAGUUAUGACGCGUGAAGACCUGCAGAACUAUGCAGUUCAUGUCAGGCCUGCUCUUCAGGGAACCUAUCGCGGGCGGAAGGUGUAUACCUCGCAUGCACCAACCUCGGGACCAGUACUGCUACACAUGCUGAACCUAAUGGAGCAUUAUGAAGACCUAGUUGGGGAAGGACGGACACCGCUCAACAGUCAUAGACUAAUAGAGGCAAUGAAAUUUGGCUUCGCUGCUCGAACCAGAGUCUGCGACCUUGCGUUCAGUAACGACACUAGGCUCAUAGAAGAGAUCCCUACCAAAGCAUACAGCAACACAGUAUUUCCCAACAUCACUGAUGAUAGCACGCAUACGCCCGACUAUUAUCACCCCAUGUUCGAUAUCAUCGAAGACCAUGGGACGAGCCACUCUUCCGUAGUAGACAGCGAUGGUAUGGCCGUCGCAAUUACAUCCACAGUGAACCUUGUCUUUGGUUCGCAGGUGCUUGACCCAGAGACUGGCGUCAUUCUCAACGACCAGAUGGACGACUUUUCUACUCCUGGCACUCCGAACAGUUUCGGCCUCUUUCCUUCUCCAUUCAACUAUCCCGAGCCCGGGAAACGUCCACUUUCGUCUACUGUACCGACGAUCGUGGAAUACGAAGACGGCACGUUUUACUUGGCCACCGGCGGUUCUGGAGGAUCGCGUAUCUUCCCAGCAGUAUUCCAAGUAAUCCUGAAUAUGGAUUGGGGUAUGGAUGUGAGCGCAGCGAUUGAACAUGGACGGGUUCAUGACCAGCUCUACCCUACCAUGGUCGAUGCGGACAACACCUUACCCGUCGACACUCUGGAUGCUCUUCGAGGGAAGAGGCACAAUGUUACAGUAUCGGACAUCAACCGCAUCGCAUCAGUAGUGCAGGCAGUUGCGCGGCAAGGGGAUAAGAUCUUCGCUGCUAGCGACUCUAGGAAACGAGGCGUCGCCUCCGGGUAUUGA